This is a messenger RNA of Vespa mandarinia (Asian giant hornet), 4080 nucleotides long. Its product is annotated as VWFA and cache domain-containing protein 1. The record is from RefSeq and is a predicted model, not a curated record. Gene Ontology annotation, cellular component: voltage-gated calcium channel complex. Lineage: Eukaryota; Metazoa; Arthropoda; Insecta; Hymenoptera; Vespidae. Gene Ontology annotation, molecular function: voltage-gated calcium channel activity.
UUAAAUAGGCCAAUACGUGUACUAUUUUAUAAUGAAAAUGUAAUUUUAUGACAUACUACCUAACAUAUCUUUAUCUAUUUUUCUUUUUCUUUUGGUCUCCUUCUGAAUUGACUGAAUUUGACCCUAAAGCGUGCGUUCUUAGUUUACAAUAGUUUGGUGGGAAGAGUAGAAGUGUUUAAUUUUCGGUUUUCUAAUUUAUGUAUUGUAAUAUUAUGUCUUUCAUAUACAUACUGUUAUUAAUAUGCACAACAAAGUCAUAUUUUGCAAAUAUGUUUAUUUUGUAAUUAUGUGUAGCCAAUAUGAAGAAAUAUUAUUGGAAAGAAAAAGGAUUAAUGAAUUUAUUAUUAAAAUAAUUAUAUUUAAUUGGCAAAAGAGGCCUUGAGAAAUGGAUUUGACAACAUUUUUAUGUUUAUUCUUCACUAUAAUAGUAUUAGUGCAUGGAAAUGAUAAUAGAAAUACAAAUGUCAAUUGCCAAUUAGAUACAUCUGAACGUAAACAAAUGAAUGUUGAACCUUUGAAUGAAACAUGUUUACAUGAUAUUGUUGUACAAUUGUCUAAUGUAUUCCUUUCUAUUGCCAAUGAGGAACUUGGUAUACCAACUUUUUUAGAAGUACUUGACAAUUUGGAAUUUUCAAAUAUCACCAAUAAUUUAGAAAAUACAUUGAAUAUGUUAGUACAAAAAUUAAACAACAAAUUAUUAUCUCAUGUUGAUCUUUUACAAAAAAGUAAUCGAAUUAUAGAGCUUAUUUUAUUAAAAAAACGAAUGUAUUCUAUUUAUUCCAAUAAAAGAAACAAUAUAAAAAGUACUCAGAAUGAAGCAUUGGAUAUAUGUUCUGAAAUUACAACAGAAUUAACUGCAAAAUUAAAAGAUCAAGGAUGGAAAAAUUUACAUGUCUUACCAUUAUAUCCACCAGGAAGAAUAUGUGGUCCACCUAGUUUAGUACAUAAUAUUGGACCAUUAUUGUUAUCUCAACAUUGCUCAGCAAAAAAUAUCAUUUUAUUAUUAGAACAUGGUACCUUUAUAUCUGAAGAAGAGCUUAUCUUGAUUCAAAUUACUGCUAAAACUGUAAUUGAUAUGCUAUCUGAGAAAGAUUAUGUUACCGCCAUUGGUCUUGCCGGAAAUGGUUUUGUAUAUUGUAAAGAUGGUCUUGUAAAGGCAACUGAUAUUAAUAAAUAUCAACUGGGACGUCAUAUAGAUAGUCUUACUAAAAAAGGUACAAAUCAGACUAUAAAUAUAGAUUUGAAAGUUUUAACACAAAAUCUACAAGGAGAAGUAAUUCUUUUGCAUUUGACUAAUACUUUACAAGAUCCAUCAAAUGCAUAUGAGAUUUUUAAUAAAAUAUCAGCAAUGCAAUUAAAUGCAUAUUGGAGAACUAUACUUAUUCUUUCAGAUCAUGGAAAAUAUAUCAGUAUUAAAGAUACAUUGAAAAAUGAUAGUAUUAUAACUCUUCCAACUCAAAAUGUGCUUGGAUUUGAAAUAUCAAGAUUAUUUUCUGGUAUAAAAUGUUCUCAUAAUGAGAUAAAGGAAUAUUACCUCUCAGAUCCAUACUUUGAACCAUAUAGUAAAAUGAUGUCUACGUCUAUUGGAUUAAUCACAAAUGUUACACUGUUGUAUCUAGAUGUGACAUUAAAAGAUUUUCUAGAUGAUUUAACAUAUCUUAACAUUGGUUCAGAAACUUAUGGUAUAUUGUUUGAUAGCAAAGAAGUAGUUUGGAUCCAUAAAGAUUUCCCACGAAUGGAAAUGAUAACAGAGCAACCAAUAAAAGUAUAUUUACAAGAUAUUGAAAAUAUAAGCAGUGAAGUUGCAGCAAUAAUGAUUGAAAAAAAUGAAGGUCUUAUUGACGUUCAAAUAAAUGAAAGUAAAAAGAAAAUAUAUAUGUGGAAACAUUUAACUUAUAAAGAUUUAAUACUAUGCUUAGUAUCAGUGAAUGAAGAAGUAACAAUGUCUAUUAUAAAAAAUAUACCAACAUUACCUAAAAAUUUGUUAUAUCAUUCCCUUGAUCUUAUAUCACAUGGUACUAUCAACAAAGAUGUAUUAUGUGUCCAUCAAAAUAACAUCAUAGCAUUAUCUAGUGGAGUAGUAUAUCUUUCACCAUGGUGUUUCCAGUCUCCUAUGGAACAACUUAAAUUACUAGAGACAAAUUCAGGUGUAAUUGUACAAAGUUAUAUGGCAUACAUAAAAGAUUUGACUGGAUUGUUGGCUAAUCCAGGUUUACAUCAUUCUGUGAGGCCAGAUGUGGUUACACUAAGCAAAGCUUUAGAACAUUUUAAAGAAAGACAUAUAGAAAGUUCAAUUAAUGAAUUUGUUAUUAGAAGAUAUAUUAUUGGUACUACUAGUGGUGCUUUAGAAGUAUUUCCAGGAAUAAUUAUAGAUUCUGGUUUAGAUCCAAAGCGUAGAAUUUGGUAUGGAAAAGCUUUAAAAUAUCCAGGAAAGAUUGUUUUUACUGGACCAUAUUUAGAUGCUGGCGGUUCAGGCUAUGUUGUAACUUUGAGUCAUUCAAUUCAACAUUCAAAGUAUGGACAAAAUAAUGAUAAUGCAGUUAUGGCGGUAAUGUCUAUGGAUGUUACAAUGGGAUAUAUUUCUAGACUUCUUAUAGAAAUGUUUCCAUUUUGUAAGGAUUCAACAAUAAAGUGUUUUUUAAUGGAUGAUAUGGGUUACUUAGUAUCUCAUCCAUCAUUAUUACAACCAAUGAGUAAAGUUGAACAACAACAUUUAACACAUAAGGAGCAAUUAAUUGCUAAUGAUAUAUUAAAUCAAGAAUAUUUUGUAAAAAAGAAGACAUGUGCUAGUUAUUUGGAUGGUACUGUACAAAGAUAUUAUCAUUUUAACACAUCCUUACAAGAAGUCUUAACAAAUACAGUGCAUGGAGAACAUUGUAUAAAAUAUCAAAUAGCUGCAAUACCCAAUACCAAUAUAUUUCUUGGUGUUGUUAAUGUUACAUGCAAUUCUUUAAGAGCUUUUUGUCCAUGUAGCACAACAGAUCGUUUAUGUUUAAACUGUAGGAGAAUGGAACAAACUGAAUGUGAAUGUCCAUGCGAAUGUUCAUUGUAUUCUUCAAGUUGUGUACAGCAUAAAAUUAAUUUAGAGGCAUGUCCACCUCCAUCUGAACAAACUAUACAUUUAUCACAUUCUUGGUCACAUCAUUUAAAUAUAAAGUCCUGUCCUUCUUUUGAUUGUAAAAUAUAUAAAACAGAAGGGGAAUGCCUGGGUAUUGUAGGCUGUCAAUGGUGUUAUAUGGACAUUGAUGGAGUAACUUCUUUGCAAAUUCCAUUUUGUUCUGAUGUAUUUGCAUGUUUUAAAGGCAUUUUUGGAGCUCCAGUGCCUUACAAUGAUGAAACUCAUGAUUCUCAAUCAAUAGAAGAAAUUGUAGUUCGCGAAUUUUCGUCAGUAGGACCAGUUGCAGGUGGCAUACUUGUUUUUAUUUUAAUUUUGGGUGUUACAUUGUGUUGUUACAGAUUGCACUCUAUGCAAUCGGAUUUGGAACAUCAAUGUUUGCAUGUGCAAAUUUCACCUGACGUAUUACAUAUGACACAUUUAGAAGGUGAUGUAGAACCUUUAGAACCUGAUCAAACAAAGCACAAUUUAGAUUCUUUUAUAAGAGAUGCCAUUGCACCUAUAUCACCUUAUAGGGUUUCAACUAAUUACAAAAGACCUGGGGGGGAUAGUGAUCAUGGUUACAGUACUAUGACACCUCAUGAUGAUUCAGAACAACAGAUAUUUACAGAACCAAUGUUAAUUGUUGGUUCUAAUGUCGAAUUAAAUAAUACGAAACGAUCUAAUAGUUUACCAGCACCUACAACAAAUUUAGGAUCUACACAUUAUAUUUUAGCACCUGUUACUGUUCAUAGCAACAUGGAAACAAAUUGUUGCUAAAUGAACUCAUUAUCAUUAUCACUCUAUUAACAUAUUUUCAUCAUCAUUGCCAUUAACGUAUAAAUAUUAAGUAUUAAGUAUAAGAAAGACUAAAUAAUCUAAAAUUUUAUAUAAUAGAUAAUAGGAGUUUUAUAUGAAUAAUAAAAAUAAUUUUGCAAUAUACUACAAUUAUUUGCCCAUAAGUUUCAAUGAAUACUUAAGAAUUU